CCCAAAUACAAGUCUAUGACGUCAGCACCAGUCAUCCAGCGCAGGGCAGUGCCGGAGGAGACGAAGGAAGCUGGUGAACAUGGUCGUCGCCAAAGAAUACCGUGUGGUUUUGCCCUGCAGCGUAGAAGAGUAUCAGGUGGGCCAGUUGUUCUCUGUGGCUGAAGCCAGUAAGAACGAGACGGGAGGUGGCGAGGGAAUCGAGGUCCUCAAGAAUGAGCCUUAUGAGAAAGAUGGAGAGAAGGGACAGUAUACACACAAAGUCUACCACCUUAAAAGUAAAGUCCCAGCAUUUGUCAAGCUGAUAGCCCCUGAAGGCUCCCUGGUGUUUCAUGAAAAAGCCUGGAACGCCUACCCUUACUGCAAAACCGUUGUGACGAAUGAUUAUAUGAAAGAUUCUUUCUUCAUUAAGAUUGAGACAUGGCACAAACCGGAUCUCGGAACGCAAGAAAACGUGCAUCAGUUAGACAGCAAUGAGUGGCGGGAUGUGGAGGUCGUGCACAUCGAUAUAGCGGACAGAAGUCAAGUGAGCUCUGCGGACUACAAGUCAGAUGAAGACCCCGCCAUUUUCAAGUCAUCCAAAACUGGUAGAGGCCCGCUUGGACCAAGCUGGAAGAGAGAGCUUGCAAGUAAGACAGACUGCCCAAAAAUGUGUGCCUACAAACUGGUCACGGUCAAGUUCAAGUGGUGGGGCCUGCAGAGUAAAGUGGAGAGCUUCAUCCAUGAGCAAGAGAAGAGGAUCUUCACCAACUUCCACCGUCAGCUUUUCUGUUGGAUCGACAAGUGGGUGGAGCUGAACAUGGAUGACAUUCGGCGGAUGGAGGCUGAGACCCAGAAAGAGCUGAACGAGCUCCGCAAACAAGGCGACGUCCGAGGAACCUCUGCUGCUGACAAAUAGAACCAGUUUGGAUUUGAACGGAGCAAAAAAAGGCGGCGGCGAAGGAGAGCGCUAAAACUCCUUUGGUGCUACUUUUUACCCGCCGGCUGCGGAGGACUGAGGUCUGCCAGCUGCAAUCCAUAGAGCAGACCUCUGCCUUCCUCCCAAUCCUAGACGUUUUGCCCACCGAGGAAUUGAUUUCUAGAAACCAACACGAUCCUAGAUCUUUUUGAUUUCCUGUGCUGAGAACCGGCCUGCUCUCAGCACCGUGCUAUUGACCAGGCUCUGUCUGCCUCUGCGAGGAGCAGAUGUGUUUUGCAGAGGAAUAUUCACGUCAUGUAUUGGACCAAACCCUUAAAACGGUUGUGUAUAAUUUUCCUAAAAAUAUAAUUCACAGGAUGCUGCUGCCCUUUUUGGACCUCGCUCUUGUCCGCUUCACUGUUUUCGCUGCCGUGGCACGAUGCAUUCCCCCGGCAUGUGUGAGUUCGCCACACUCGUGUUCCUUCCUGCCACUAAACUCCAUUAAGAGAUUACUAAAAGUGUCGACGCCUCAGCCCCGCAGAAUCCUUUGCUCAUCAGCCCACCUCAGCAGAAGCACUGCAUCCCAUUAACACCGACAAUCAUGCUGGUACAGGUCUCCACUCUCACUUGUGUGCGGAUUUAGCAGAAAUCCACACCAUCACACGCACAUAUGACACAUGUAACAGGAAGCGCACACGCACACUGCAGCCUGGACUCAUCCUCGCAGGUGUGAAUGCCUUUGUGGUGAGUGAUAUCCUGAAAGUUCAGGCCGGGCAGAUCCAUGCAGGCAUGAUCAGCCGGGUGAUGUGACUCUGGAAGUGUUUACAGUUUUGUCCACACAUUCGCACACGACUUACACCGCAGCAUUUCCCUCCACGGCAGGCGUCCCCGGAGCAAAUCCGCACUGAUAAACAGCCACAGAUGGUGCUACACCCCUGCAGCCUCUGUCGCAAACCAGACUCACCUCCUCCACCCCAGAGGCUCGUCUCACUCGUCUGCCGGAGCAGAUAGAGGCUUUUCCAAAUGCCUUCUUGUCUCUUCUUCCAAUGCAUGAUUCAUUACUCUCACCAGUAUUCAGUUGCCACCAGCAGCACACCGCUCACUUUUGGACUUCUGGGCCUUGUAUAGCGGCUUCACCUCUGCCACACCAGCUUUGAGCUCCAGCUACCUCUCAUGCGUCUGACGUGGCUUCCCUCCCCGCAGUUUAACUUACCGUGUCUGAGCAAGUGCAAUUCCUUCAGCAAGCAAAAACAAGCCUGUGCAUUGUUUUUAUUUCUGAUUCAUACCAGCACUUACCAGCUACCGACAGCCGUCGCUUCACCUCCUGGAACCUCACACCUACUUUUUUUUUUUUUUUUUUUUUUGAAGAGUAAUCUCACUUCAAAUGGUUUUAUUCUGACAGUAAGGCGUUUAUUUCUGGCUGUCCAAAGUGUGUGCCGCAAAAACAUGUUUACAUGCACUAGCAAUAUAUGAAAGUAAUUGUCUGAGGCGACGUCGCACCAAAAAUAGUCUCAGGUGAACUAUGUGACUCGAGGAUCAUUUUGUGUUUGUUGCUCAUUAGUUGCCUCAAACAAUUGAUUUCCUGUCGUGGUAAAAUAUUACAUUUCGGCUCCACUAAGAUCGUCGGCGCGUGCCAUUUUUAUCUCCGCGCUUUCAAAGGCAGUAAGAUGAAACGGAUCCGUAGGUUUCGCGCAGCGGAACGUGUGAAAGGAUUGAUUUUCAUUACUAUCACGGUUUCUGUCUUUUUCCAAUAAUUCUCGCUUGGAUGUCUAGAGAUGACCUAAAUUCACUGUUAACAAUCUGUCACCACGACCAGAGACGCUCACAAAGCAAAUGUACAGUCUUGUUUGUAAUUUAUGAACUUUAUUUUCACUUGCUUGCUUUUUUUUUUUUUAAUUAUUUACGAUCAGCUGAAAUUCAGGGGACCUGAUACUGAAUGUAUAAUGAUAACUUGUGCCUUUUCUGUCUGUAGAACGUUUGUCUGCCAUUAAGUCAGCAUAUUGUAUCUUAAUAUCAAAUAAAUUUGAAAAUACCCAGCUGGAGCGCCUCGACUCUUGUGAGGGAUAUCGCAGCCCUCUCUGCUACCCACACUUGUUUUUCGUGUUUCUGUCUUGACAUUGUGCUCGUGUGGGCCUUCAGCUGGCUCUCCCAGGGCCGCAUGUGGCCCCCGUGCCACACAGAGCCGACGCUAGUUCAUCCUUUCUAAAGGCACUUCACCUCAAUCUUGUCUGUUUUUAGCCUGGAGUCAGUGUAUGGAUUCCAGGAGAGAUCCAUUAUCUUGCACUAGUGAUGGGCUGAUGAAACAUGAUGCAACAGUGUCCUCCUUUUCAGAGCCAUAAAGUCAUUGUGAUGAAAUCUCACAUCAGUUUUCAACCUAUAACAGCUCAUACGCGGAGUUCUGAAGGUGAGGACACCACUCGGUUGAGCUUUUUCAGCCCCUCACUAUGGCUUCUUGUAGAAUAUGAACUCACAGUUUCCAAAAACUGGUGAAAAGCAAUGCUUCUGUGAACAUACCCCACUUCCCUGGUGCUUGAGUGACAUGACACCUUCGACAAAUGGUGUGUUCCAGCUGCGGCUGAGUGGGUGAAAUGGCUCCUGUUGUGGGUGAAGGGGGAGGAGAUUUUGCCACAAAGCAUCAGCAAACUGGAUGCCCAUGCUCUUUUAUUAGGGAAUGUCAUGUCAGAAUCCCUCAUCUUUCAUUGAGUUUUCAGUCUUGCAAAUUGUAUUCUUUGAUAGGAAUGAAGUAGUAGAAACACAGUCAGGCAUCAGUUUUCAUUUUAGUCACUGAUUUAAUGUACUAUUGUCAAAUUUGGGGCAGGUGUUGGUGUACAUAAAUAGCCUACUUCCACUGCUAACUCUGACCCACACAGCAUAGGUGACUGGAACCACAAACAUUCAUCUGCUUUCCAAACUCAUUCUCCCAAGGCGUCAAAUAACAAUCGUCCUUGAGCUGCAUUUCUCUCUCUGUUAUAACGUUGGUCGUGAGGAGAAACAUUUGACUUCAUUGAAACACAGAUGCAACAUGUGGCAACAUUGAACUCACUAGUCACCAGUCGCUGUUUAAGUGUGAGAAUGUGUUGUUUUUUUCCCCCUUAGCCUGCAUCAACUAUUAGUCACUUUCCAGAUUGAUUCUUCAGAUUGAUAAUCUGUCAUCAAGCUCUAUCAACUCUAAUCUUUGUAAACUCUGCCCUCAACAUGCUUUGUUGGCACUUGCACCUCUUUUUUUUAAAUGUAUUUCUACCUGUUGUGGGCCACAUAAAAUGACUAGGCAAGUUUGAGUGGUGAUCUGGAUUUACUCCAGCACUGGUGGAUGGUGUUUUCCUUUCAUAGAUACUGGGCCCUGUGAACAGGGUUGUACUGUAUCAUGAAUGAAACAGAAAGGAGGAAGUUUUUUUGGCCACAGUCUGUUGGGCAGUGGUCAUAAUAUUAUGGCUAAUGAGAUGGCUACUGAAGAACAGUGGAGAUAUUGGCAGGGUCCCUUCAUUCUCUGUUAAAGCUACCGCUGGGAGCUCUAUCAUCCAGGAGAUGCUCGGACUAGAUCUGUUUCUCUGGCACAGUGCCUCUUCAUUGUCCUGGAACUGUCUAAAGGGCAGGACUCAUUUGCCGCUGAAGGUAUAUUCAGCUCUGCCAUCCUGGACCAGGUAAAGCACAUGCCAGUCCUUGCACGGAGUUGUUGCGCCGCGUCUCUCAACACGUCCGUGUGGGCUGAGCAGCUUUGUAGGAUGCAGACUGAACUGUCUGGCAGGUCGAAAGAGUCACUCAAAUGUAGACAAAGAAUGGAGGGAGAGAGAGAGAGACGUCCGUUGGCGCUGAGCGCAAACCAUAUCUGCCCCCUAACAAGUAAAUAGCUCUGUUGCUAAAAGAAGAGACGGGCGGACUCGCCUACACACCACCUGUUAAGUGGCAGUCGCAAGAUUCCGCCGUGUCUGCCACGAUGAAGGCAGAAGUUGUGGGUGAAGCGGUUUAAAUAGAGGCGACAGAUGAAGGCGUCCACUUGGAGGAGCCGCCUCGGACGUUACGCAGCGGGCUCCUCAGGCCUGCUGCCAACUAACAGUUGCCGACGUAGUCGAGGGUCUUUACUGCUUCCUGCAGGUUAAAAAGAAGCACCUUUGUCCUCGUUGUUUCCUGCCCCAGCUGGAGCGCUCGUGCCUGUUUUUGGAGGAAGUGUCAUUGUGGACCCCGGGAUCCCGCGAGGCCCUCGUUUCUCGAGUUUUUCUCGUCCGGCUAUUUGUGCCGCUCACUAACCGGCUGAUGUCAGAAGUGCUUCCUCAUCCUCUGGGCUCAGGUCAAGUUUAGCAGCAGAGAUUCUCGCCGCUUCUUCCUGUUGUUCCCAGUGGUGAUGGCGGCGCGGUUUCCUCCUCCUCCUCCUCGUACAAUUGUGCCUUUCUAGAUGACAGAUGCUGUUUAACCCUUUAACCCGCGGUUCAGCUGAGUGACACGGGACUGGAGCCGUGGAGACGGAUAGAAACCGUCGUCUGUCCCAGCUCAAGAGCAUGAAUUAACAGAGAGGGACGGUGGCUUCUGGGAUCACGUCCUGUUGGGGAAAGUAUUGAGACAAAUUGAGUGGUAAAUCGUGCGAGGAUGCCACUUCUUGAAAGGCCGUCCACUCUGGUGACAUCAGCUGCAGCUCUGAGCUGAAUCCAUCAGCGCCUGCCACUGGUUUGACGCGCAACUUGUCCGUCGCUGUUUGUCAGAACCAGACGGAGCGGGGAGUGAUUGAGACGCAACACGCGCCAUGUCAUCGCCUGUUUGAAGAUAUUCAGAUCACAGUUGUCUCUGAGUCUGGGAGGAAAUGAAUGGAUGAAAUGAUUUCAUUCUAAAUACACAUCCGAUUAGAUUUUCUUUUAUCAUAUAUUUUAAGUGGUGGGACUUUAACAAGUUAAUUACGAUUCAUUAAUUACAACAAAAAUGUAAUUUAAUUGAACAGUUUGCUCUCCAGACAACAGGGAACCUUUGUCAGUGCAGGACUUCCUGGUCCACUGAUCACACUGAUGCACAAGACACGUGGCAGCUAGGAUGAGAACAACAACAACAAACAUGGAGGAAUCCCUGAACAAAAGCAAACAAAAGCAUCUGUUUGCUUUUGUUCAGGGAUGUUUUUCUCUACACAAUGACCGGAGUUUCCACUACUCUGAAUGGACUUGAAAUUCUUAUACAAAUAUUUUCAAGACGUUAAAAGAGCUUCAGUUUAAAUAAGGUGAUAUAAAAACUGGAAUAUAGCCACCAUCAUGAUUUAUUGUGCUAUUCUCAAACUGAUGCAAACAAUAUUUUGUUGUUCAAAUGUUUGUAUGGGUCCAUCAUUUGAUUCAGUAAUAUACCAAAUUCAUUCAAAUUGAAAAAUGUGGCUCCUUGUGGCAGUCCAAUCCCACCCCUAAUUUUAUUAUAUAUUUCCCAUCCUUGACAGAAAUAUUUUUUCUACUUUCUACAAAAUUUUAAAUCAUUUCCAUGAAUGUCCCGCAGUGUGUUGGAGUGUUUAAACUGUGGGUUGUUUUUCUGCGCAACACAACCAACUGUAAAAGUCCACACCAGAAUAUUUACCAGAACAAAUGAAUCUUCACUGUUCUCAGUCAUUUUAAACGACUGUUUUCUUCAGACAAAACUUCAGCAACACAGAAACGUGAUUUUUCCUGAUGGUGCCGACUUCACAUGAAGUUGAUGAGCUUCCUGCUGCAUGCUGAAGUCAGCGGUUUUUAAUUUGCCUCAGGUGAAACGAUGUGCGUCCUCCUCUUAUUUUCCACUGGGUGGGAAAUGGUGAGACAGUUCAGAGACAUGGAGGAAGUCACUGACAAACGCUAGCAAUUUGGCCCAAGUUUACUCUGAAACACCAGUGUGAGGAGAUCACGCCUCACGUGUGACCCGGUCCUCUCUGCUGUCAUUCAGGCCCGGCAACAUGGCUGCCAUGGUUACUGUGUCAAUUCCUUGUGUCUGUGUGAAAUAAUGAUGCCACUGCCAGUCGGCGAGUGCCACAUGGGCGGCUCCACAAAAAGAAAGGUUCCCUCUCUUCCCUCCCAAAGUCUGGCCUGGAAUUCCACGACAAGUUCUCUGCCCAACCUGUCUCCUUAAAAGUGACACUACCUUUUGCUCUUUUCUCCCUCCCUCGCUCCCUCCCCGCCUCCGAAGAGGUUCCAUAUAUAUUCCCACCAUCACAUGUGAUGCUGCACCUUCCCAAAUCCCUGUCCUGACCUGUCUCAGCCCUGACACUGAGCACUUGGUCUGCAAAACA
This is a messenger RNA of Synchiropus splendidus (mandarinfish), 7118 nucleotides long. RefSeq names its product phosphatidylinositol transfer protein beta isoform. Gene Ontology annotation, cellular component: cytoplasm. The record is from RefSeq and is a predicted model, not a curated record. Bases 80 to 895 code for a protein of 271 amino acids. NCBI's taxonomy places the organism in Eukaryota, Metazoa, Chordata, Actinopteri, Syngnathiformes, Callionymidae. The transcript has 11 exons. Gene Ontology annotation, molecular function: phosphatidylcholine intramembrane carrier activity; phosphatidylinositol binding; phosphatidylinositol transfer activity. Gene Ontology annotation, biological process: phospholipid transport.